AUGACUGAGGCCGGAGAUUUGGCGAACAAUGAGGAUCUGAGGAUGAAAUAUUUCCCUAGUUCUCUAACCAAGAACGCUUUCACAUGGUUCACGACACUACCACCAAAUUCUAUAGAUACUUGGUCUCAGUUAGAAAGGGUUUGCCAGAUCAAAAGAUUAAAAGCUGAGAAGGCUAGGGCGAACAAAAGCUAUAAAAAGGAAAGGGUUACCUACGUCGAAGUAGACGAAGGAGAAUCAGAGAUUUUCGAGGACCAAUAUAGGUUCGAGGAUUGCGAAGUGGAUCUAGCUGAAUUAAAGGAAGCAGACCCUUAUACCUGCAAGAUGACCACACCAUCAAAUGGGAAAAAUCCCGUUGAAAUCGAAAAGAAUGAUAAGUUUCCUAAGAAAACAUACACAUUCGACAUAACUAAAUGUGAUGAAAUAUUCAAUUUUCUUGUGAAAGAUGGCCAAAUGGUUUUGCCUCCUAACAUUAAAAUUCCUCCGUUAGAACAACGGAAGAAAAGAGGCUACUGUAAAUACCAUAAUUUUUUGGGCCACAAAAUCUCACAGUGUUUUCUUUUCAGGGAUCUUAUUCAGAAUGCGAUCAAGGAGGGACGUCUGAAGUUUGCACAAAAAGGAAGAAAUCAAAUGAAGAUAGAUGCUAAUCCCCUCAAUAUUGCUGACACAAAUUACCCUGAGCCUGUCGAAAUCAACAUGGUUGACAUGGUUGAAGUUGAGGCAAGAGGGAACCCAGGAGAUGAAGAAGAUGUCCAAGGUGGAAAACAGUUUAUUGAUGACCUGAAGGAGGAUUUCACGUCUUAA
Molecule: messenger RNA, 801 nt
Organism: Vicia villosa (hairy vetch)
Lineage: Eukaryota; Viridiplantae; Streptophyta; Magnoliopsida; Fabales; Fabaceae
Exons: 2
Coding region: 1-801 (266 amino acids)
Source: RefSeq, a predicted model, not a curated record